Brenthis ino (lesser marbled fritillary) is the source of this 366-nucleotide messenger RNA. The record is from the annotation of a GenBank genome assembly. NCBI's taxonomy places the organism in Eukaryota, Metazoa, Arthropoda, Insecta, Lepidoptera, Nymphalidae.
AUGUAUAAAAAUUAUACGUACAAAUAUGAAAGUGAUAAACGGUACCUUUGUUGUUCAAGAUAUCGGAGUCUCAAAUGUAAUGCAAGGCUGGUGGUAGAUGCUGAAGGAAAUAUCGUGCGAGCUAAUGAAAAAAUACAUGCUCUACCAACUGCACGUGGUGGUGUACUGAUGUUUAGAAAUUACACAUUCUCAUAUACAAAUUCUCGUAAACGAUUGCUCUGCUCAAAAAAGUUGCGGGGAAAAUGUAAAGCUAAACUCAAAGUCGACGACGAAGGUUAUGUUAUUGGAGGUUACUACAAUCACAAUCACCCACCACCGGUGUAUCAUAAAGCCAAAGAUGGAUUGUAUUUUAAAGAUAGGUUUACA